UUAAUACAAAUCAUAUAAAUGAAAUUCUAGAUCUUUUUAGAAUCAAAAAUUUUUAUAUUCUUUAAAUUAAAAGAAUUUGAGUAAAUAUAUAAACAUAACAAAAAAAAUUAAAUUCACAAUAUUAAUAAUAAAAAAAUUAAAAAUUGUAAAAAUAAACUAUUAUAUUAAUAAUAAAAUAUAUAUUAGUUGAAUAUUAGAUAAUUUUCAACUUAAAAAUUAUGUAUACAUCAUCAUUAAAGAAAACAGCAUCUAGAAUGGCAGAUACAAUGCCAACAAAAGAGAUAACAAGACAUAUAAGCUUCUUAAGAAGCCGUAUGGACAUAGGUGCUGAUAUAGAUUGGUUACGAGGAAAAAUUUUUUUAAAGCCAGAAGAUCAAUUACAAUUAACUGAUGUAGAAUUACAAGAAGAAUUUGCUAGAGUUUUAACUAUACAUAACACAAGAAUUCCAGAUUCUUUAGUGGAGUGGUCAUGGAAAUUAAAAACAUUCAUAAUGUUACCUCCUCCACCACAUUUAGUAACAUUUUUAAGUAUACCUGGAUUAAUAUUGCACAAAGAUUCUGAGGAAGCCAAAAUGCAAUUAGUAGGAGAACUUGUUGUGGAAACACCUUUAGAAGAACCUAUUUUGUUAGAAGAAGAAGAAGAGGAAAUUGAAGAAGAAGAAGAAGUAGUGAUGGUAGAGGAAAUAAAAAAGCCAGAAGAGCCAAAAGAACAUGAACAUGAGCAUGAGCAUGAACAUGAACAUGAAGAGGAGGAAGAAAUUGAAAGAGUAAAACCAAAAAAAAUACCAAAUCAAUUUAAUUUCUGUGAAAGGGCUGCUUUAACUUAUACUAAUCCUAUGCGAGAAACAAGUACUCAAACAAUACCACCUCCAACCGAAUUAUUUAAUACUCAUGUUUUUCAAUGGACAAUAUUUGAUGAGUACCAGGAAGAUUUUGCUCAACAACAACGUGAAAAAGAAAAAGAAAGAAGAGUUCCACUUCCAUUGAAAAAAGAGGAUAUAAAGAAAAAAGCUCAGACAGAAUCUGAUGCAAUAUCAUAUAGAAUGAUACAAGCUGCAAAAACAUUAGAACGAAUGGUGAAUCAAAAUAUUUUUGAUGAAAUAGCUCAAGACUAUAGAUAUUGGGAUGAUCCAAGUGAUGAAUUUAAAACUGAAGGUUCAUUAUUACCCUUAUGGAAAUUUCGUUAUGAAAAAACUAACAAACAUGAUGUUACAUAUUUAUGCUUCAAUAAUAGAUAUUAUGAUUUAUUUGCAGUUUCAUAUGGAGCAAUGUCAUUUAGUAGUUUGAUAACAAAUGGAAAAGUAUGUUUAUUUACUUUAAAAAAUCCAUCAUAUCCAGAAUGGAUUUGUUCAACUGACUCACCAGUAAUGUGUUUGGAUUUUAGUGAACAACAUCCACAUCUUUUAGUUAUUGGUACUAUGGAUGGUUCUGUUGCUGUUUAUAAUAUAAUGUUGCCACCUUCAACUCCUCAAUAUAGAAGCAAUGAUGUUAUUCAAAAACAUGGAGGUAUUGUGUGGGAGGUACAUUGGGCACCAGAUACAGAAGAAGGUAAAUUAGCAUUCUACAGUGUUAGCAUUGAUGGGAAAAUAAACUACUGGAUAUUAAAUCAAAAUGAUCUUGGUUUGACAACUGUAAUGACUCUUUUUCUGGAUAGACCACCAAUACCUGGACCAGAUGGAACUAUGAUUACACUAAAAGGUUGUGGAACAUGUUUUGCAUUUCAUCCUACGAAUCAAAAUAUAUUCUUAGUUGGAACAGAAGAAGGAACAAUUUAUAAAUGUAAUACAGCAUAUAGUAGUGUUUAUAUGAGUACUUAUAACGAAGCACAUAACAUGCCAAUCUAUCAAAUAGUUUACAAUAAAUUCAAUUCUAGUAUAUUUGCAAGUUGUUCUGGUGAUUGGAGAAUAAAAAUAUGGGAAGAUGACAGAAUGGAACCUCUUUUUAUGUUUGAUCUUAAUGUUCCAAUUGGAGAUGUUCAAUGGGCACCAUAUAGUUCAACAGUAUUAGCUUGUGUUUCAAAUGAUGGAAAAGUUACAGUUUUUGAUUUGAAUGUUAAUAAAUACAGACCAAUAUGCAGUCAACCAGUUGUUAAUAGAAAGAAAUAUAAAUUAACUAAACUUGCGUUUAAUAAUAAAUUACCAUUCAUUAUAGUAGGUGAUGAUAGAGGUACAAUAAAUACAUUAAAACUAUCACCAAAUCUCAGAUUGAAAGUAAAACCAACCAAGAAACAACUUCAUUUAACUCAUAGAGAAUUAGAAAUUUUAAAAUUAGAAAGAUUAUUAAGUUUUGUACGUGAACCACUUGUUUUGCCACAACCAAAAGAUACAAGAGUAAUACAUUAAUUAAGUCAUAUUUUUAAUCAUAAAUAUAUUUUAUGUAUGUAUGUAUUUUUUUAAAUAAAAUAUAUUUAAAUAUAUUAUAGAUAUCAUUUUUUAUCAUUAUUAUUACAUUAUAUUAUAAAAAGACUUUUUAUAUUUUUGUAAACAUCAACACUUUAUUAACAUUUUCUAUAACAAAAAAUAACUAUCAUACAUAUCUAUCAUUAAUAUCUUUAUAAACAAAUUGGCACUAAAUUUAGAAUAAUUUAUAAAAUUAAACUUAUCAUCUAUUGCUGUAACAUGUCUUCUAAACUAGAAGCAAUUAUUAACGAUUAUGAAACUACUAUAAUAUAUUUCUUUAUAAAUAGAAUUAUGAAAAUUUUUGCAAUUCCAUACAUAUAACAAUGCCACAUACUUUCAUAUAAUUUAAAUCUACUUUUAAAUACUUCUAAAGAAUAAGUUUGUAAUUUUAGAAAUACAUUUAAUUUAUAUAUAUACAAAAUUUAAUAAAUUUAUUAUUAAAUAUAUAUUUAAUAAAUUUAAUAUAUAUUUAAAAAAAUAAUAAUUAAAAAAAAAUAUAUUUAUAAAUAUUGCAUUAUAUAUUUAAAAUCA
This is a messenger RNA of Apis cerana (Asiatic honeybee), 2930 nucleotides long. Its product is annotated as dynein intermediate chain 2, ciliary. NCBI's taxonomy places the organism in Eukaryota, Metazoa, Arthropoda, Insecta, Hymenoptera, Apidae. The record is from RefSeq and is a predicted model, not a curated record. Gene Ontology annotation, biological process: outer dynein arm assembly; cilium movement. Gene Ontology annotation, cellular component: outer dynein arm. Gene Ontology annotation, molecular function: dynein light chain binding; dynein heavy chain binding.